UGACUAUAUGAGGCGACGCUUCGCCAACAACGGCACUUUUCUUAACGAGCGCUUUGUUGAUUGCAGCCAUUUCCGUCAUCGGCUCGUGCGCUGCCUGCGAGAAGCGUCUCUGACCGUCACGCGCGCCUCGGGGGUAACACGCACUCGAUUCCUCCCUCUGCUCUGUUGGCUGGCUCGGUCGCCAGCUGAUUCUCGUCGGGAUGGACCCAGCCAGCCGAUACCAAGUGUUGCACAAUGAGGACGACGCUUCGGAGGCCUCCGCCAGCGAGCAGCAGCCCAGCACGUCUGCCACGGCCCAGGCCGGCGCCUCCAGCCAGCACCAGCACCAGGACCAGCCCGGCCCGGCUCUCGCCCCAGCGCCGGGGGACUCAGGAUCCAGCGCUCCGAGGGACGCGGAGGCGCCCCCCCCUCCCUACGCUUCCAUUGACCUGGGAGGAGCUGCUGCUGCUGCACCCGAGACCAGCUUUCGCAGUGACUUCCCGGUGCCUCCUCCCUACAGUGUCGCCACCUCGCUGCCAACGUAUGAUGAAGCAGAGAAGGCCAAGGCGGCUGCUAUGGCUGCCUGCACCGUGGAGGUCAUGUCACGGGAUGACGAAUUCCCCCCAAGAGAUGAUUUCAGUGACGCUGAUCAGCUGAGAGUCGGGAAUGACGGCAUUUUCAUGCUGGCCUUCUUCAUGGCCUUCCUGUUCAACUGGAUUGGCUUCUGCCUGUCCUUCUGUUUGACCAACACUAUUGCAGGACGCUAUGGGGCUAUCUGCGGCUUUGGCCUGUCCCUCAUCAAGUGGAUUCUCAUUGUCAGGUUUUCGGACUACUUCACUGGCUACUUUAAUGGUCAAUACUGGCUCUGGUGGAUCUUCCUGUUGCUUGGCCUCCUGUUGUUCUUCAGGGGUUUCGUUAAUUAUCUUAAAGUGCGGAAUAUGUCAGAAAACAUGGCCACCUCUCACAGAACACGCCUCUUCUUCCUCUACUAACGAUUCCCACACCAUCACUAUUCCUUUCCAAUGUGAAGUUUCUCCCCUCCUCCUUGAAUGACCUGACCAAGGAGCCUUGCAGCGAAGAGAGGAGACAGGGAAGGAGCGAAGGAAAGAAGUAGGGAGAAGUGUUACAGAGCUCAUUAAAAGCAUAACACAACUGACUCUGAGCUUGCUGCUUCUGAAGCAAGCUGCAAACAGUUCUCUUUGAUGGUCAUGUCUUCCCUCUGGCUUAGUUUUCUUUUCCAUUUAUUCAAAGCUCUUCACAUGAGCAACGGGUGGGAGCACUAAUGUCCAAUGAAGAAAUAUUUGAGAAUUCAAUUAGAAACAAAAUAAAAGCGCAGCAGAAAAAAACCUUUAAACUCUCAAUGUUGGAAACACAAUUCCCAAUAAUCAAUGGUUAAAUUAGUUUUAAGGAAUUUCGUGUUAAAUAAUGUUGCUCCUUUGUGUAAGCAUACAACAACGUUAUUGAUCUUAGAAAACUGUCUUAAAAGUGCAACCUUUUUAAAAAUAGAAAAGGUGUAGGAAGUGGAAGUCUAUUCUGAGCCCUUGCUAUUCAUAUUUUCCCACCUCUUUGUCUCGUUUUAGUGAAAGAUCUUGCUUACAUCAGUACAACGGCAAAGCACCCAGGAAUUUGACCAUUCAAGAGGGUUAUAAAAUCUUUAUUUCAAGACCAUGCACUAUUCUUACACCCUAAUUGAGGUGUGUGGUUUUCAUGUGUGUCCUACUUUCGCCUCAUCCUGUCCAUGAGGGGGGGAUUAAAAGACAAGAUGAAAGGCUUUCAGCUCAAUGUCACCCAAAUGGUCAAGAACAGCCAGAAAUAUGCAGUGAUCGGUUUACAUAUUGCACACCCGGUUGUGUUUAGUGUUUGUAAACCAAACAUGCAAUAAGUUCACCCACGCGUCAUUCCUGUCGACUGUUCGUUUGCUUUAUGGUAAACGCACACGGCCGAGAAUAUAACACACUGUAAAAAACGGCUUGACAUUUGUUGAAAAUAACUCAAUGUUAUCAUAACUCAAUGUUUAGGCUGGAGUUAAAGUUAAAUCAGCAACAGCCGAAAGCAAGCUAAAGCAAAUGCUUUUAUGAAAUUAGCUGCCAAUAAAUGUCAGCCAAAGGUACAAAAUAAAAUAAAAUCUGAUCUGAAAAGUGCACACGGAUGUGCAUAAGCAGCUUUCCUCCUCCUUGCUUCGCCCAUUAAUAACUGUCAGGCUGACCCGACCUAUGCAGUAGCAAUUCUUAGCCGUCGUGACAUUUUUACAAAAAAAGGAGGGCUACUUUCAUGACUGCACUGGUCAGCAUUCUCCACGUUUGAAUCAAAGAAAAAUGACACCAAUGCCUCUGAAAAGCCUGCGUCAUGACCUAAACGUAUGUUCUCAAACAUAUCACUUAUGGGGGGGUGUAAAUCAUAUCGCACCUUAGAGGUCAGUUCAUCAGAGAAUCCUGUUCACAACUGCUUUUUCCCCCUCUCCAAGCUGAUUGCCAAAUAUGUCAGGCAAAAUAGUUUCUACUGAGGAGCAACGCUAAUCAGAGAAAAAGCUUGUGUGUUUUCAGGCCACAUUGUCAGAUUAAGUCAGAUCAGUGGAAAAUGGCCCACAGGCAUGGGAAGGCAGCCUCAUAUGCACCUCCUGCUUCAGUGCUGUGGAAGUGGAGUAAGUAUUUUAAAUGCAGCACAUUGCAGUAACUGUUAACGUGCCAGGCUCGAGUUAAAAAAAAAAAAAAACUCCUUGGAGUAAAACAGUCUUAUGCAAUUUAGUUACUUGUAAUGACCUACAAUAAUAUAAUAGUGGAUGUGACGUUUUGUGGUAUUGGAAUAGAUGUAGCUAAAUAGUUUUAGUGAGCUGAGAUCGAGAUCCAAUCAUGACAUCAGAUUGAAGAGGCAUUAAUGAAGCUCUGAAGCAAAAGUAAAGUAGGUUCUGUGUGGGUGUCUGCCGACAAAAUCAGUUGAGUCAUCAGUUUAAAAAGAAAAAAGGCAGUGCAAUAAAACCAGUAAGGAAGUUCCUGAGUCUGCAUGUUCUGCAUGACAACAGCAACACAGAUCUCUCUCUGGCUUUUGAGAUUAGAUUAUUUUUUUCCCCGUUUAACGGAGUGAGAAGCUUUUGGGUGAUGUGACAUUACCUCCCUGAGGGAAGCACCUUGAACUGAACAUUAUCAGCAGACGUGGCUGUGUCUUGUGAGCGUACCAGUUGAUCCUCUCCAGCGUACUGCAGCACGACUAGUCUAUGCGUCACGAAGACGGAGCCUUACUGGACAAAGAGAAAGAGGAAAAAAACACACAUCACGCUUUUUGAUUAUUUCUGUCAUCUAGAAAAUGAAAUGUGUACAUAUACUAGUUCAUGCCAAUAUAUGAUAUUUGCACUUUGAGGAACCUUUGUACAGUAUGAUUUGUGAAUCUGCUCAAUUUGUGGAGGUGGAAGAGAACAAAAUGAUCUUACCCAUCCAUGUCAACUGGAAUUCCUAAUCAUCCCACAUGGAUAAAUUUGCCUUUUGCACUUUUUUUUGAAAAACGGUUGAUAUUGUUGUGUCUAAAUUCCUUCGCUUUUAGCCUAAACUGUGACAGCUUGACUAUUGCCAAACUUUUUUUAAGCAAAUUUUUACUCUGGUCAUGUCCCACAAAGGCCUCUUUCAGCAAUAUCAAGAUGUUUCAGUGAAUCAGCUGCAUGAUUUGUCCACCUGAAUGAGUGGGAUACAGUUGGGAUUAAAGCAGUUAAAUAAAUGUCUUUGUAAAUAAAUAUAAAUGAAUAAAAAAACAAGGGGCAGCCAAAAUAUUUUGGGGUUAUUGUGUUACUCCUUGUAACAUCUUUAAACUGUUUUUAUGCAUUUAUUCUAACUGGAAUUCAAUUGACAGAUAAUGUCUUGCAAAAAAUGCCAAUAAAGUUCAACAGCCUGCCAGUUA
This is a messenger RNA of Betta splendens (Siamese fighting fish), 3864 nucleotides long. It is a transcript of the gene ndfip2, whose product is annotated as Nedd4 family interacting protein 2. The transcript has 8 exons. Gene Ontology annotation, biological process: vacuolar transport; positive regulation of protein ubiquitination; metal ion transport. Gene Ontology annotation, molecular function: WW domain binding. Bases 201 to 971 code for a protein of 256 amino acids. The record is from RefSeq and is a predicted model, not a curated record. Gene Ontology annotation, cellular component: endoplasmic reticulum; perinuclear region of cytoplasm; Golgi apparatus. Lineage: Eukaryota; Metazoa; Chordata; Actinopteri; Anabantiformes; Osphronemidae.